ACUCAAAAUAAUUUUGGAGUGGUCCCUUCAUUUUUUUCGUGGCUAUUUCCACAGUCAGUUCGUAAAGGGGUUCAAUAGCAGAACAAAGCUCAUUUGAAAGUAAAAAAUGUUUUGUCCAUCCAAUGCCUCACCUGUUGCGUCAAUCUCCUUUUUUGCACUGACUCUGGUUUCAAUAUCUUCACACCUGGCUCGAAAAGUCACACUCUGAUAACAUGUAACAGCUACUCCUCCAUGAUAACCGUGACAUUAUGCUGACCACUCACACACCAACCAAUCACAGAAAGCAUGUUGCCCCCUAUUUAAAGCCUGGAAUCCAAAGACACCAGACACGAAUACAAAACAAAUGAACUGUAGGUUGGAAAGCAAACUAUCACCAUCAAGAAGACGUGAAGGAAGACAGACUUCAAUCUUAUAACCAAGUGUCAUCAUGAGCUCCAAUCUUGUGAAGUCUCUUGCACGGGUUUAUGAUCCCAAACCGCUCCAUGCUCAAAAGCGUGCCAACGGUGGACGAGCUGGGGCCAAAAAAUCCUCACUCUCCACAACAAACAAACAUCUGUCCCCUCCUUCUUCAUCUCCUCCACUGUUUGUUUCUUCUCAGCCGAAGUCUUCUGCUCUUGAAGGAUGGGUCAAUGCUUUGAGCGGUAAGAUGGACAAACUCCUCGAGCUAGAGGAAGCAGCUUUAAGAAGACUGGAUGACAUUGGUCAGGAGAAAAACGCGUCGGAGGAUGACCAGAGCGUGGAGCAGACGUUGCGUGAUAUGCGUGUUGUCAUAGAAACUAUUAUAGAGAAGGCGGAGAAACAGGAUCAAAGGCUUGAUGCUGUGGAGCGUUUGGUCGGUGGAAUUCAACAGGUUGUUAAUUUUGUCGCUGAAGUUCUGAAGCACUCUCAGUUGGCUGAUAUCUUCAAAAGCACUCAAAAUCGCUCAAAAUCCAAUGGCAGGCUGAAAGAUAAAGAUGGAAAGGAGAAAUCUAAAGUGUACCCGAAGGGGUUAAAAACCCAGAAGAAAAAUAAAUUACAAGAUGCAUCAGACCUGGUCCAGGCUGAUUUAGAAGAAGUGCAGAAGCUCAAUGAACAGAACAUUCAGUUUUCUCAAUGCACAACAACAGCAACAUCCAGCACAUCAGCGUCUCUGAGUCUUUUUGAAAAAGAGCAAGAAACAGAGCAAUGUAGAGAAGAAAAGGAUGACACACAAUCAGUAGCAGUGGAGGAAGAGCCAAGAAAAGAAAAAAUUGUAGCUGAAUUGUUGCAGGUUAAAGACGAUGAACCGCCGGAAGAGAAGACACAAGAUCUAGCAGAGAUCUUGCAAAAAUCACAAAAUUCAUUCAGCCAGAAUGAUGACAGAAUUACAGUAACACAGGACAGCUGUGUGGAGCAUCAGGAAAUUCCUUUAAGCCCUAAGAGGCAUGUUAGUGAUGAGAAUCUGGAGUCAGAUGAACUUAAAAAAAGUCGAGUGGAGGAGGCGUCAGAGGAGUUACAGAUCCUGAAGGCAUUAGAAACAGAAGGUGAAGCUGCAGAGGUGGGUCCAGAGAGAACAGAGGAGGCAACAGCGGCGGAGAGACAAGAUGGAGAGCCAGUAACGCAAGAGUAUGUCAUUGAUACAUCCUCUCCUCCACCCGCUCCUUUUGAGCAUCGUCUGGUCACAACCAAAACCCACCAGAUCACCAGCUACUACACUAUCAAUAAAGAAGAAGUUCUUGGAGGUGGGCGCUUCGGUGUGGUACACAAAUGUGUUGAGAAAUCUUCUGGACUCAUAUUAGCAGCUAAGAUCAUCAAAGCUAGAAGUCAAAAGGAGAAGGAGGUGGUGAAGAGUGAAAUUGAAGUAAUGAACCAGCUGAACCACUCCAACCUGAUUCAACUCUAUGCCGCAUUCGAAUCUCGCCAUGAAAUUGUUCUAGUGAUGGAAUAUGUUGAUGGUGGAGAGCUGUUUGACCGAAUCAUAGAUGAGAACUAUAAACUGACAGAGCUGGACACCGUGCUUUUCAUCAGACAGAUCACUGAAGGCCUCCAAUAUAUGCACAAGAUGUACAUAUUGCACCUUGAUUUAAAGCCUGAAAAUAUUCUUUGUAUCAGUCGACAAACAAACAAGGUCAAGAUAAUCGACUUUGGGCUUGCAAGGAGAUAUAAACCCAGGGAAAAGCUGAGGGUUAACUUUGGUACACCUGAGUUUCUCGCUCCUGAAGUCAUCAACUAUGAAUUUGUCUCAUUCCCAACAGAUAUGUGGAGUUUAGGUGUCAUCACUUACAUGCUGCUCAGUGGACUGUCUCCGUUCCUGGGUGAGGAUGAUAAUGAGACUUUAAAUAGCAUUCUGGCCUGCCAGUGGAGUUUUGAAGAGGCGGAGUUUGCCGAUAUCUCUGAGGAGGCCAAAGACUUCAUCUCGCGCCUCCUCUUGAAAAGCAAGAGCUGGAGAAUGAGUGCAUCACAGUCUUUGAAACACCCGUGGCUUUCAGACCGAGAGCUUCACUACCGUCUUCACAAAAAGAAAAAUAAGUGUCACUCCUCACAUGCACCUCCUCUUGAGGAUUAGACACAGGAGUGUUCAAAAGCUCUAGUCGUGCCAUGGCAACAAACUGGACCAAUAAUGCUGUACCUGAACAGCUACAUCUGUUACAUACUUUGCUGUGUAAGGACUAUUUCCUGAUUACCUCAACACAUCAGCUCAGAAGCUCUACAACCCUGUGUGCUAAAACCACAUUCAACACAUUAAAAUGUACUGCCCACCAGCUAUGGUACAAGAAUAUUUCACCGUUUUGUAAAAUCCGUGGCAAAUGACAAAUUGGUCUUGGUCUUGUGGUGUAGACACGUUCAGGUGAACGGUGUGCCAAUUGGAGAUUUUUUGGGAUAUUUUCUUACUUUUCUUUGGCUUUUUACAGUAAUCUACAGGAAUAUGUGCACUUUGUAAUUAACCAUGGACUAGAGAAAAAGCUAAACUAUGGCUAAAAGGGCCCCAGAAAAAUUAUGGUUCAAGCUCUACGCACAAAUGUAUUUAGUCGUCAUCCUAUGAGUCUUAUCAUGGUAACAUUUUGUACUUCACUGGUUCGGUUACAUUUACUACAGGAAACGUUCUGUACAAGGAAACUGUACUGUAUUUUACACUUGAAACUGUGGUACCCUUAAAGGAGUAGUUCACUUCAAAAUUGGCCCCCAUUGACUUUCUAUAGUAGGAAUAAAAUUACUAUGGAAACUGAAUGGGGGCAAAUUUCGAAGUGAACUACUCCUUUAAUGUCACAAUCCUGCAAAUGAUGAGUUUUGAAUGUUAUGUCUUUAGACAGUUGUUAGGAAGUUUAAAACUUAAGUGUCACAGAAUCUUGGAGUUUUGUCUGGUUGCAAUGCAGCAACCUCAAGUACAAUUGAUGCUUUUAUUAAAAUUGUUCAGAAUCCAAUGAGCUCUGAUUUGAGACUUUUUUUAGACUUUAUUUCUAAGCCUGAAAUUUGAGAUGGGACACUGGGUUUUAAGACAGACUCUUUCAGGCAACAUUAUGGUGUUGCUUGCUUUCUCUCUUGGCAGACAUCUCACCUUCCAUGAAGGCCAAUGCAAAACACUACAAUUAUAUUGUGUGGCUCUAUAUAUACUCAGUCUGAGGUUUACUUGAAAUGCUUUCAAAACAGCGCAGGGGGCGAUGGAUGGCGGGGUGUGGUGUGGGUGGGUGUUUAAAGAAAUGUACAGCUUUAGCUAACAAAUUAGUGUUUUUGAAAUACUCUAGGAAGAGAAAGCUGAUGCAAACUGGAUUUUUAUGUCACAUAACUAAGAGAAAAGCUUUAUUUAUCUUUUAUGUGUUUGAUUUUAAUUUCUGAUUGGAAAUAGCUACUGUAUGAUGAAUGGUUUUGUCUGUAUCUUUGUUAGACCUGAAUUGAGGAAUGAAAAAAUAUAACGACUCAUAAACUACCAGAAAAAUACAGCAAAUAAAUUGUUUAAAUGCCUAAAGGUAAAUGUUGCCACCAGCAUUUAAAAGAUGUGUCUUGUGAUGUAGGUGCCUUAGAACUUUAAAAAUAUAUAAACAUGAAAAUAUAAUAUGAAAAUAAAAAGUUAAACAUUUGAUUGUCUUGUUGUUUUUAUGCAUGUUUUAAUGCAUGCAAGAGCUGUCAACUGAUGAAUUC
Triplophysa rosa is the source of this 4095-nucleotide messenger RNA. It is a transcript of the gene mylk4b, whose product is annotated as myosin light chain kinase family, member 4b. Gene Ontology annotation, cellular component: cytoplasm; nucleus. Lineage: Eukaryota; Metazoa; Chordata; Actinopteri; Cypriniformes; Nemacheilidae. The record is from RefSeq and is a predicted model, not a curated record. Gene Ontology annotation, molecular function: ATP binding; protein serine/threonine kinase activity. Bases 428 to 2524 code for a protein of 698 amino acids. Gene Ontology annotation, biological process: intracellular signal transduction; protein phosphorylation; positive regulation of apoptotic process. The transcript is spliced from 14 exons.